This is a messenger RNA of Girardinichthys multiradiatus, 3284 nucleotides long. RefSeq names its product fibroblast growth factor 13a (gene fgf13a). Gene Ontology annotation, cellular component: cytoplasm. Gene Ontology annotation, biological process: animal organ morphogenesis; fibroblast growth factor receptor signaling pathway; positive regulation of gene expression. Bases 784 to 1524 code for a protein of 246 amino acids. Gene Ontology annotation, molecular function: fibroblast growth factor receptor binding; growth factor activity. Lineage: Eukaryota; Metazoa; Chordata; Actinopteri; Cyprinodontiformes; Goodeidae. The transcript has 5 exons. The record is from RefSeq and is a predicted model, not a curated record.
UCCCCGCUGCUCAGUCUCCAGGUUGCUUUAGGUGGGGACGCUGUGAGCGGCGCGGCUGACUAUGUGUCUGCGCUGCAUGAUCAUUUCUAGUGGUUCAACAUGGGGCGCUUCCUGCGACUAUACCUGGGGUUGCUUCUCUCUUGCAAACUGUACAGGAAAAACGAACAACACAAACGGGAUCUCCGAAGUGAUUCCUUCACGUCAUCGGCUGUGAAUUUUUAGGUGUCUUUCUCGCCGCGGCACUUUCACAGCGAGGGAUUAAGGGGAGCAGUCACAGAGGCGUCUGCUAACAGGUGUUUCCACCCACAGAGCUCCAUUCACCAAACCGACUACUAUGCAUGUGCGCCGCUCUGUAGUUUUAGUAGGAUAAUGCAAACCCACUGACUGAGACUGGGUGUUGGUGUGUCUUCUUUAUUGUAUUAGAAAAAUGAUCCUGUUGGAAGAACAUGCAACGUGCUUUGGUGAAAGUCUUUUCACAUCUUCUUGUGGACCGUCAAAUCUUUCUUUAUCAAACUUCACUUUUCCCUCCGAGAUACACCGGACAACUCCUGAAAAACGCCUGGAUACGUGGAAAAUGAUCCUUUAGGAGGUUAUUCGAAAGAGCUGGCUUUACUUCCCCUCUGGGACUAUUCCAUUUCACUAUUUGGUGCACUUUGCGAAAUCUUCACCUCAAGCAUCAUCGUAGUUGCCUCAGAUUUUCUUUAGCGCUGCGCCUGGACGUUUUCCUGUCAGAAUUCACUUUUCUCUGGAAGUUUUCUUCCCCAGACCGCUGCCAAACUGGCUAUGGCGGCGGCUAUCGCCAGCUCCCUCAUCAGGCAGAAGAGGCAGGCGAGGGAGCGGGAGAAGUCUAAUGCCUGCCGCUGCGUUAGCAGCCCCAGCAAAACCAAAGGAAGCUGUGAGAAACCCAACCGGCUCAACGUCUUCUCACGGGUCAAACUCUUCGGUUCCAAGAAGAGACGACGGAGACGACCAGAGCCCCAGCUAAAGGGGAUCGUUACGAAGCUGUACAGUCGACAAGGCUUCCACCUGCAGCUGCAGGCAGAUGGAACCAUCGAUGGAACAAAGGAGGAGGACAGUGGUUAUAGCAUGUUCAACCUCAUUCCAGUGGGCCUGCGAGUGGUGGCCAUCCAAGGGGUGCAGACCAAGCUCUAUCUAGCAAUGAACAGUGAAGGCUACCUGUACACGUCGGAACACUUCACAGCAGAGUGCAAAUUUAAGGAAUCGGUGUUUGAGAACUACUACGUGACAUACUCCUCCAUGAUCUACCGACAGCAGCAGUCAGGCAGGGGCUGGUACCUCGGUCUGAACAAAGAAGGAGAAAUCAUGAAGGGGAACCAUGUCAAAAAGAACAAGCCAGCAGCCCACUUCCUUCCCAAACCUCUGAAAGUGGCAAUGUACAGGGAGCCAUCUCUCCAUGACUUGACAGAGUUCUCUCGCUCUGGCAGCGGCACACCCACCAAGAGUCGGAGUGCCUCAGCUCUCCUGAACGGAGGCAAAGCCGUGAGCCAGAACGAGUCGACAUAGCCCGGUAGCCAAACCUAGGCCUGGGGCUGAACCAUGAAACCUUACCUCUCACCGAGCGGGAAUCUAAGCAGACUCCGAUCAACGGUUCAGGACUAGCUACGACAAUAAUCCACACAUUAAAACGCCCAGAUAUCAUCAGUAAAAAGUAUUCAUCAAAGCAGCAUCUAGAAUAAGAAACAUAACUCACAAAGAUCACUCUUGACAUACCCAAAAAAAAUGUAUUGUUUGCUAAAUAUUUAUUUAUUAUUCUUAUCGCAUUCUUAUGGUAAUGAGUUUACUCAUCUUUAUCUUUAUCACUUUCCAUCACUUUUUUAGGUCAUGCAAACACCAAUCACUUGUGCAUAUAUCACACAGGGACAGCAAGAUAGAUAUGCAGGUGUUCAGGGCAGCCAGUAAUGAUUGUUGUCCAUAAAGGCUGGGGGACAAUGAAAGCCCUGAUCACCAUCUCAUCCAUGCUUCUGUGAAUACAAAGCCUAUAAAGUCCCUGGCAUGGCUCAGCCUCGUCCUCCUGGCCAGCCGGAUGGUAGCUGUUCUGCGUCCUAAUGCACACGCUCAGAAACUGAGCUCCUUAGCAUGGGAAAAUGAAGCCUAUGUUCCUCUGACCUGAAUAUAUAAGGAGCAACGUGACUCUGCCGUUGUUUAUUCAGUUAUUUAUUUGACUUUUUUCUGUCUGAAAGAUGCCACAAUGCUGAUUUUCUGAAUUAGCCGAGAGUUUUAAUUGUUAACUGGUUUUUGUUGGAAUCUCCUCUUGUUCUCUGCCCAUGUCAUUGUUUUGCAUUUGUAUUUUUCUUUGUUGUUUAGGAUGGGUUUCAGCAAACCAAAGACCGAUUGGAAGAGUGUCCCUUUAAGCUGCUAAAAAAAAAACUAGCCAACAUACAGUAAAGAGAAAAAUGGAUGUUUCUGUUCUCACUGUACAUUUUUGAUGAAGGGAGGUGACGGUUUUAGGGGGAAAACUUAACUUCUUAGCAACCUGACUUGAUGUUGUGCUUUUUGCUGAUAUGCUCAAUGAUGGAAGAAUGGAAUGACUAUUUAGUGUCCACAUUUCCUUCUGUUACCAUUGUGUCACACUGUCUUUCGCUCUCGAAUUCGUGACCUGUUUCUUCUCUUUGUGCUUGUGUCAUACUUCAACCCUCGCUCUGAAAUCCUUCUUUUUUUCUCCACUUCCACUGACUGAUAAAUGUCACCAUAGGAGCAUGGUGGAUGCCCCCACCCUAUCCCAACUAUCCAGGUUGCUUGUUAUGUGUUUGAGUAACUUAUUGUGGUGAUAUUUUUUAUUAAAAAAGGAAUACUGUGGACUUUUAGGAGGCUUAACAUUUUAUAAGAAAUGUCAAAUUUAUAAAACUGAAAAGCAAACAAAAAAGUACAAAAACACACUGCUUCCCUUUCUUGCACAGAACGUGUACACAAAUAUGUACAAAAAGGACCCUUUUUGUGGGCUAUGUACUCUUUCCUUCAGCUACAUAACUUAUUUCUAGUACAUGCUUUCGGGAGACGUUUGUUUCUUGAUUUCCUCUGGAGGUGGUUUGUAUUAGGUGGAUCUAUCUGUUGCAUGGGAGAAAGCAGGGAAAAUACUGGUCUAGAGCUGCAUGAUGUAGGCUAUGUGUAUAAACCCAUGUUGGAUCAUGUGUUCCAAACUAUCAGGCUAAAUCUGAUAAAACAGCAUAUACAGACAGGCACUGCGGCUGUCUGAAAACUUCCAGUUGUUUAUUAUUUGUUGUAUACACAAAAUGCACUGAAUAAAAUGUUUAUAUUAAGAUAUA